Cricetulus griseus (Chinese hamster) is the source of this 1862-nucleotide messenger RNA. Lineage: Eukaryota; Metazoa; Chordata; Mammalia; Rodentia; Cricetidae. The record is from RefSeq and is a predicted model, not a curated record.
GGGACAACAACGGUGGCCGGGACUACGCGCUGCUUGGGCGCGAGCACCCUGGUGGUGCCGGAGCCGCGGAGCCCCAGGGCUGGAUCCAUUUUAUUUGAACUAGGCUCCUGCUGGCCACAGCAGGGACAAAACAGUGGCACCCAGGCGUGGGGGGAGACUGUGGCGCCAGGAACCCGGGAACCACAAUUGGCAGAUGGGUGGAGGGCGGUCCCAGAGAGUCAAGUCGAGGUGGCUGGAAACCGUCUGUGAAACUCAAGAGAUUAGGGUGGAAAAUGGCAGCUAUCUCUGAAGGGCAUAAGUCAGAGCACACCAUGCCUCCUAAUAAAGAUGCCAGCAGUCUUAACAGCUCGGCAGCAGGGCUCAUCUGCCUCCCUCCAAUCUCUGAGGAGCUACAGCUUGUGUGGACUCAAGCAGCGCAAACCAGUGAGCUGGAUGGAAAUGAACACCUGCUACAAACCUUCAGCUACUUCCCCUAUCCAAGCCUGGCAGAUAUUGCUCUCCUCUGCCUGAGAUAUGGGCUGCAGAUGGAGAAGGUAAAGACCUGGUUCAUGGCCCAACGGCUCCGCUGUGGCAUUAGCUGGUCAUCUGAAGAGAUAGAAGAGACUCGAGCCCGAGUGGUGUACCACCGAGAUCAGCUCCAUUUCAAGUCUCUCCUCUCUUUCACAAAUCACGCAGUGUGGCCCCCACCGGAGAUGCCUCCAGUGCCCUCUCCAGAGCAGGUUGCUCUUGGACUGUGUCCUCUGGCUCUUGGUGAGCCCACCCAGAUGAAAGGAUUGAAGGUUGAGCCUGAGGAACCCUCUCAGGUACCACAGCUGCCACAGAGUCACCAGAAAGUGAAGGAACCUCUGAUGACAGGCAGCAGAGCGUUACCCCACCAAUCAGGUUUUUGUCAGGAUCUUCAGAUCAGUGGACUCUCUAAGGAGCAGGAAAGGGGUUCUGACCAGUCAUGUGGUGUAGGGACUGCUUCCUGGAAUCACUCCACAGCUGUUCAUCAGCCACAUGCUGAGGAUAAGCCCCCACUGAUCUCAUUACUUGUCAGUAGUUGUAAGGAGGAAUCAGCACCUAGUGGGACACCUCCAUCUCCUCCUUUCCAGGUAUUGGCUAAUGGAACUACUGCCACCCCUAAACCCCUCCAGCCUUUGGGCUAUAUUCCACAGUCGUUCUCGCCUAGUGAGCAGGCACUGUCUCCACAAGUGGAACCACCCUGGCCCCAAAGGCUACGGAAUAACUCAGUAGCAAAUCGGGUUGGCCCCACAGAAUACCUUUCACCAGAUAUGCAACACCAGCGAAAGACUAAGCGUAAAACCAAAGAACAGCUGGCCAUCCUCAAAUCCUUUUUUCUACAGUGCCAAUGGGCACGACGAGAAGAUUACCAUAAAUUAGAACAGAUAACUGGUUUACCUCGCCCUGAGAUCAUUCAAUGGUUUGGUGACACCCGAUAUGCCUUGAAGCAUGGACAACUGAAAUGGUUUCGGGACAAUGCAGUACUUGGUGCCCCUACUUUUCAAGAUCCAGCCAUUCCCACACCAUCAACUCAUUCCUUGAAAGAAUGGGUCAAGACACCGCCUCUGCCAGCCCCACCACCCCUACCAGACAUACAACCUUUAACACCACCUCUGCCAGCCCUACCGCUCCCACCAGACAUAAAACCUUUAGAGAGGUACUGGGCAACCCACCAGCAGCUGCAGGAAGCUGAUAUUCUUAAACUGAGUCAGGCAUCAAGACUUAGCACUCAGCAAGUGCUGGAUUGGUUUGACUCUCGAUUGUCUGAGCCAGCGGAGGUGGUAGUUUGCCUAGAUGAAGAGGAGGAGGAAGAUGAAGAACUGCCAGAAGAUGGUGAGGAAGAGGAGGAGGAGGAAGAU